UGGCAUGGUGUAUUAAAAUGACAUAAACCUUGUCGUCAUACAUUUUUUUAACACGAGUUUAUAUAAGGGUUAUCGAGAGAUAUCAUCAUACCUAUCAGUAUUUAGUACUUGCGCGUUGUCAUUCUCUCUUGGCCCUAUUUGCAAAAAUAAAACUAAAACCAGGAAAGAUAAACUAAAGCACUUUGAAGGCGUAUCGUAUCGUACGUACGUACAUUCACUUCAAUCACCCAACACAAUACACAAUUCACAUCAUCACUUUUAUUGACUCUUAGUGUGUGCUUCAAUAUCAGAAUGCCAAAGACUCAUUUUUGCUGUUGCAACAGUUGUCAGUAGAAUUUAAAACGAGUGUAAAAAAUAUUGACAUACACCUACCUGAUGCAUUAAAAGUUAUCAUGUUGUUAAAGUUAAUAAUAGUUUCAGGAAAUAAAAACAAGGGAGAAGUGAUGAGAUAAAACUAUUUGAACAGAAACAGAAAAUGUAUAAAGACUUUCCGGUGAUAGUUUUUAAAGCCUUUUGCUGUAUUUUAAAUUUAAAUUUCUAUCGAAGUUUUGUGCCGUCUUUUGUUGCUUAAAAAAUAAUUUCAUUUUAAUUAAAAAAAUGGCAACGUUCAGUCAAGUAAUAAAUGAGACAAAUCUUGAUAUCAAUAACGAACCUAACGAUGUUAUCCAUCCAUCACAGAAAAUCAUUCUAGGACCGUCGUCGUUGGAAGCCGAUAAGAACUCAGUUUCAUCAGUUGAAUUCAAAACGUCGUCGACGACAUUAUCGUCCCCAACUUUUACCAAAGAACCAAGGACCAACGAUACAGAAAACUUUGCAGACCCCGGAGUACCGAUCAAACCUCCACGUUUGUAUUCUUCAGCGGUGCCAAUAUCGAAAGAAACUGAAAAAGUGUCAUUCCGAAGAUCGAUCAAAAAUGAUAACAAGACAAGAAUUCGCACAAUUGAAGAACUUCUUGAUAGUUCAUCGGAUCUAGAUUAUCCGUUAUUAGAAACACCAUCACCAGUAUUACCAACAACGCUAAUAUCAACACCACCGUCAUCUUCAUCAUCACCAUCAACAUCAAGAACACCUGCACCUAACGAGAUGUCUGCAAAUAAGAAUAUUUUCUGCGAUAACAAUGGUGCUUCCAAUAAUGACUUUUGUCCAACAAACUUGCCAAAUGAAUGUAUGGCUUCAACAAGCUCCAAAGCUAUUGAAACUAUUAAUUAUAACGAAAUAAGAUCAAAUUCAAUAUCACCAACCCCAACGAUGGCCACAGUAACAUCGACUGGACUUUCGGGUGUCAUAUCUGUGAAUCACUACGAGAGGUUAAUUGAAGAGUUAAAGUGUCCAGGAUGUGCUUAUCCAAUGAAAGCACCUAUAAAAUUAUGUGCCACCGGUCAUAGCAUAUGUCAAAAUUGUACAACAGUUUUGAUGGUUUGUCCACUUUGUAAGGAACCUUUCAUUGACCUACGAUCAUUAACACUUGAGGCAUUGUGCUCUAAGGCGCAUUUUCGAUGUUCAAAUGCUGCAGCAGGUUGUACAGUUCGACUGCAAAUAGAUUUGCUUAACUGGCAUGAAAAGCAAUGCAUAUGGAAGUCGAUGAAGUGUUUUAUGGGCCGUGUGUGGGGGGAUUGCACUUGGCAUGGGCGGGAAGCCCAGUGGAAGGAUCAUCUAGAAUCAGUGCACACUGACAGGGUUUUCAAAACAAACGGAGCGGAUUUAGUCUGGGAUAUGAAUGGAAAAAUUCAAUCCCUAGCCGGCUACUAUGUAUUCGAGGUCUUUGAUGAAAUGUUUAAUUUCUAUCAAGUUCACGAUAGGGAUCGAAUACUGUUUACGAUGACUGUAACAUCCACAGUACGUGACCGGAAGCUUAAUUUCGCAUACGAGGUGGAAAUGUUUCACAAGGAGAAUGAAGCAUUGGUGAUAACCCAACGUUUUCCCGUCCAUAGUGAAUAUGAUAAGGAUAUUUUGCUGGACGGAACAUGUGUGUGUGUUGCGUUGACAGACCUGUCACGAUUCAUGGGACAGGAAAAGAUUCUAUUUUAUCGUGUGCGUAUACAUGAAAUAAAAUCACCGAAGAAAAACAAAGGAUUUAAGAGGACUUUUCGCAAGCACCCGAUCGAUUUCCAACAGACGAAGAUUGAAGGGGCCAAUUUAAAAUGUGUUCCAGCUGGAGUGAUUGUCACACGAAGACCCGAUGACCCUGUUGUCACGAAUAAACCAAGUGAGAAAGAAGAAGAAGAGGACGAUGUGGACUCAUCUUCAGAAGAAGACUCAGAAUUUGAGGCUUACAUCGAGAAGAACUGGGGCACACCUCAAAUGAACUUCAAUCGAAAAUACCUGCGAAAUUACGUUUCAAAAGAGAGUAGCUCAUCAUCGGGUUCAUCGAAUUUGUCUAGUUCUGCCGCAGUAGUUGUAGAUGAUGGACGAGUUAAUAUUCCCCAAAGACAUGCGUGUGAAGUAAGUGGAACUAAGACCAAAAUGAAAAAUGUUACUUCAAGUUUGCGAAAAUCUUUUCGUUCACUGAGGACAGAUAUAAUUGACCUGAAGAAGCCAUUCACUAAGUCGCCAGAGAAAAAAGAAACGUUAAUAAAGAAAUAAUUGUUGAAACCUUUUUUUUAAAAA
Messenger RNA from Eupeodes corollae, 2607 nucleotides. RefSeq lists its product as uncharacterized. Bases 598 to 2583 code for a protein of 661 amino acids. NCBI's taxonomy places the organism in Eukaryota, Metazoa, Arthropoda, Insecta, Diptera, Syrphidae. Gene Ontology annotation, molecular function: ubiquitin protein ligase activity; zinc ion binding; ubiquitin conjugating enzyme binding. The transcript is spliced from 3 exons. Gene Ontology annotation, cellular component: cytoplasm. Gene Ontology annotation, biological process: multicellular organism development; proteasome-mediated ubiquitin-dependent protein catabolic process. The record is from RefSeq and is a predicted model, not a curated record.